Molecule: messenger RNA, 2091 nt
Organism: Pristis pectinata (smalltooth sawfish)
Lineage: Eukaryota; Metazoa; Chordata; Chondrichthyes; Rhinopristiformes; Pristidae
Gene: oxsm
Product: 3-oxoacyl-ACP synthase, mitochondrial
Exons: 3
Coding region: 232-1617 (461 amino acids)
Biological process (GO): fatty acid biosynthetic process
Molecular function (GO): 3-oxoacyl-[acyl-carrier-protein] synthase activity
Source: RefSeq, a predicted model, not a curated record
CUUGACUGGAGUGGUGGUCCUCCUCCUCCUCCUCCUCCUCUCUGCCCGCUGUCAGCUUACUCUCCCCACAUCGUAAGAAGCAUCUAGACAACUACUUGAAUCACCAAGGCACAGAAGACUGCGGACCUAAUGCGGAUAGAAUUGGUGUUGUAAAGACUUUUCUUGUGCAUCUGCACCAUUAAGGAAGGGGAACAUCUACACUUUGCUUCUGACAUAAGAAGGAUCAGUAAUAUGUUGCCACAAAGGAAGCAGCUGCUCAUGAAGAUUUCAAAGUACCAAUUCUUCAAACGCAAAUGUAUAAGUACAGAGUUGAAAACAAGAAACUUCACCAGCAUGGCCUUUGCAAAACAUCAGAGGCGUGUUGUCAUUACUGGAAUCGGUUUGGUGUCUCCACUUGGAGUCGGCACUCAACUCACGUGGAACCGAAUCUUGAAAGGAGAGAGUGGUGUUAUAUUUUUAGAUGCACCAGAAUACGGAGAUUUGCCUUGUAAAGUGGCUGCCUGUGUACCACAAGGUGAUGGAGAGGGGGAGUUCAAUGAAGAAAAGUUUGUUUCAAAAUCUGAGGCAAAGUCCAUGUCGGAUGCUACAAUAAUGGCAAUAGCAGCAACUGAACUUGCACUCAGAGAUUCCAACUGGAGUCCACUAUCUGAAAAAGAGCAAGUAACCACCGGCGUAGCUAUUGGUAUGGGUAUGGUUCCUCUUGAUGAAAUUAGUAACACUGCUGCCCUGUAUGCGGCCAAAGGUUAUAAAAAAAUCAAUCCCUUUUUUGUUCCCAAGAUUCUUCCCAACAUGGCAGCUGGACAGAUCAGUAUUAAAUAUGGACUUAAAGGCCCAAAUCAUUCAGUAUCGACUGCAUGCACAACAGGAGCGCACGCUAUUGGUGAUGCUUCAAGAUUUAUCCUCCAUGGAGAUGCGGAGGUGAUGCUGGCAGGUGGCACAGAGGCUUGUAUUAACCCUCUAUCUAUCGCAGGCUUUGCAAAGGCACGUGCCCUCUGCACCACCUGUAACUCGACCCCGAAGUUAGCUUCACGUCCAUUCCAUCCUGAUAGAAAAGGAUUUGUAAUGGGAGAAGGGGCAUCGGUGCUGCUGCUCGAGGAGUAUAGGCAUGCUAUAGCGAGAGGAGCACGGAUCUAUGCAGAAGUACUAGGUUAUGGACUCUCGGGAGACGCCACUCAUGUAACUGCUCCCAGUACCAGAGGAGAUGGAGCUUAUAGGUGUAUGUCUGCUGCAAUGAAUGAUGCUGGAGUGAUACCACAGGAUGUUACGUACAUUAAUGCACAUGCCACCAGCACACCGCUAGGAGACGCAACUGAGAACGAAGCCAUCAAAAGAUUGUUUAAAGAACAUGCACAUUCUCUUGCUGUCUCUUCCACUAAAGGAGCGACUGGCCACCUCUUGGGGGCAGCUGGAGCCAUAGAAACAGCAUUCACAGCAUUGGCCUGCUUUCAUGGGGUCUUGCCUCCAACUGUGAACCUUGACAGGACAGACCCUGAAUUUGAUUUGAAUUAUGUCCCUAUUAAAGCUCAAGAGUGGGACACUUCAAAAAGACGUAUUGCACUGAAUAAUUCAUUUGGAUUUGGAGGCACAAAUGCAACCCUCUGCUUGGGGAGCAUCUAAUUUACAUUUUUAUAAUAAAUAAUUGAAAGGGUUUUGUGCUUGGGUGGACAUUUGGAGAAACACAUAGUAUAGGAAGAGCUGCAAAUGACCAACACAAAAUUGUUGACACAAAAAUUGCUCAAACAUCAUGAUAAAAUAACAUUGUAAUUGUACUGAUUGGUGAUGUUUUCCUGUAAAGUUUGUUUUCCCAUUGUUGGCAGCAGAGAUGAUUUAUAAAUCAACAGUGCUAAACAAGAGUUUUGUGCUUUGUUCAUUAAAAAUACUUUUAUUAAACACACCAGAUAAACAUUUUCUUUGAGAAGCUUUGUUAAAAAAUGGCUAUGGACUUCUGUUGCCUUUCACAACACAAUAUAGUUUCAGUAAAAAAAAAGAAAAUCGUGUAUUUACUACAAGGCUUGUAAUUUUCUUUUCUAAGUGCCUGAUAUGUUAAUCCACAGAAGCACAUGAGCUAGGGAAAGCUGCAAGUGAACAGCA